Theileria equi strain WA is the source of this 1140-nucleotide messenger RNA. RefSeq lists its product as hypothetical. The record is from RefSeq and is a predicted model, not a curated record. Gene Ontology annotation, molecular function: 5S rRNA binding. The transcript has a single exon. Gene Ontology annotation, cellular component: nucleolus. Bases 1 to 1140 code for a protein of 379 amino acids. Gene Ontology annotation, biological process: ribosomal large subunit assembly; rRNA processing. NCBI's taxonomy places the organism in Eukaryota, Apicomplexa, Aconoidasida, Piroplasmida, Theileriidae.
AUGAUCCCUCUGGCUGUUUAUGAACAUCAGACACCUAUCACAUCUCAAAACUCGCUAUACUCAUAUACAGGAAAAACCUCGAGUGAAAGACCAAGCCUCUUGAAGCAGAGCAAGCCAAAAAAGAAUGUACAGAGCAAAGCUGAACUAAAUAAAAUCAAGAAACUCGCAAAACACCUCAUUGAGAAGAAAAAUGAAAUGGUAGUUGAGUAUGAAAAUGUGCAAAACGGCAUAGAGUCGUCUACCAAUGUUAAAAGUGAUGAUAUUUGGGCAGAUGAUGCAGCUGUUGGACCAGAUUCUGGGAAACCCCUUGGAAAAAUAUCCAACAUUAACCAGAUUAUACCUCCAGUGGAGCUUCCACAUCCUGGUCAGAGUUACAAUCCAGAUCCAUCGGAUUACCUGGAACUCCUGAAUAGAGUUGUAGACCAAGUUCAAGAGGAUAAAAACACAAAAGUUAGCGAGAGUCUAGACACUGUCUUACAUACAACAUUCCCGUCGCUUAAUCUUGCGGAAAUUGGCUUCAAACAGAAGCAGAAACUGAUCAACCUAAUUGUCCAAGGAAAGACUGAUGAGACUUCACUCACAAAUGCACUCCAGGACGAGGAUAUGGGUGAUGAAAAUAUGGAGGAUGCCGAUGAAAGCGACCAAGAGGAAGAGGGGAAAAGGACAAAAAAAAACAAAAAGAAGACACGCACAGAUAGGAAUAGGAUGAAGCGUGCAAAGUUGGAGGAAAGAAAACAACUGCUUGCCAAGAAUAUUAAAAAGUUGGUAAACGAUGUAAACCAUAUCAAGGUUUUACAAAAGAUGGAUAAGGACACAACCAAAGGUGGAAUUGAAAAGGCCCGUAAAUUUAAAAACUUUGUCAGAAAACUUGUGUCUGGACGUAUACCAACCAGAAUCUCAAAUAAAAAGUUUAAGAAUGACCCGCCAAAGCUUUUACUUACAGAAGAAAUGUCAAGUUCACUAAAGGGACUUAAUCUUGGAAAUAGCAGUUCAAUAGAUACUAUAUACAAGUCGAUAUACAGAAGAGGCCUGCUCCCACCACCUCCGACACUUGAUAACAAGUACAAGAGUUCGGUUAAGAAGAGGCUGUCAUAUGGCAAAAAGAUUGUUAAGAGGCUGCGUGAACGUGGUGAACUAUGA